AUGACCCAGAUCCUCGCCAGGGACCCCAUCGCCGUCAGCCUCUGGCACUUCAACGUGACGAUUCAGUACUACAGCCGCGCGGCGCGGAUCCCGCGGGUCACGGUCCGGGCGCAGGAGCAGAAAGCCCACGAGGACGUGAAUCAUAUGGAGUUGCGGCUGCUGCAAUUCGCGCUGGACAGCCUGAACCAGGACCAGAUCCAGAUGAGCUUCUUGCUAGACACGAUCAGCCGCAUCAGGACUCAGCACCGGCUGCUUUACUCGCUGCUGAAGGACGCGGAUCCGCACCGGGUGUGA
Messenger RNA from Anthostomella pinea, 294 nucleotides. The record is from the annotation of a GenBank genome assembly. Lineage: Eukaryota; Fungi; Ascomycota; Sordariomycetes; Xylariales; Xylariaceae.